Molecule: messenger RNA, 1107 nt
Organism: Didymodactylos carnosus
Lineage: Eukaryota; Metazoa; Rotifera; Eurotatoria; Philodinida; Philodinidae
Source: the annotation of a GenBank genome assembly
AUGGUUGCCCUACGUGGUGUGACUAUCGACGGUGACCAGAAAAAGACAAAUAUUCGCAUCAUUGAAGAUUAUACCAAGAAUAUAAUGUAUUAUAUUGACUUGGAUGGAAAUGUAUGCUCAAAACAAUCGCUACCAUUAAAAUUAAUGCAUUGUGUACCAGAUACUGCCACGUAUAUUCAGUCAUUCAUGUACGGUUAUGGUGAUAAACAAAUUCCAGGUCAUACAUGGUUUUUCAAAGCCGACAAUUAUGUUAUGUAUAUAACAGUUAGCGGUGAUGGACACUGUGUACCACUAUCAGAAACAGUAUUCAUAGGUGGACAAACACCAAUGAUCACUUCACUGACGAUAACUGAUUUUACAGAAGGCAUCAAAGAUCGAAGUGUGUUUGUUAUACCGGACAUAUGUAACAAAAUAUAACAAAAUAAAACUUUUCUGUCAUUUCAAGUUUGAUCUGUUUAUUUGAAUAAUGAUUUUGCGGAUUUAAAGGGUUUGAUAUUAACGACUUAUAAAGUGAAAGAGAAAGGUUUAGAGACACUUUGUUUGUUCUCUGUUGUUAAAGUAUUUUUGCAGUAUCACUUAGAUAAAAGAUGGCAGAUUCUCCCAAAUCUUAUAAAAUGACGUAAAUUUCGUAAAUUUCGUUACAAAAAAGCUCAAGCCUUGGAAACUUGAACUGGUACCUACUACACGCGCAGUCCUCAUGACUGCCUUUCUGUAAAUUUUCCCUCAACACAGUUGAGAAUAUAUACGUAGAACGUCAUCCAAACAAUUUCGGUGAUAAACGUUCUAACGUAUUUAGAGAAAAGACAAAUAUAUUUGUCAAAAUUCUCUAUGAAUUAUGCGAGUAAAAUAGUAAUAAUAGAAUAGCUCACAGUAAAACUACACUUAUGCAUAACAUCUGCCAAAUGCCGACUUUCCAAUACCGGCUCUUUCCGAGAAAAAUUUGGUUUUAUCUAUGCUUUUAAAUGGCACUCCUUACUUUUUUGGGUAAGAGCACCUUAAAGCGUACCCCUUGUACGUGGUUAUUUGUACUUCAUAUACUUUUUCAUAUUGGGACAGGUAGGGUACUGGACACACCAUGAAUUUUAAACUUCUCAUGUCAGACCGGUA